Molecule: messenger RNA, 1968 nt
Organism: Seriola dumerili (greater amberjack)
Lineage: Eukaryota; Metazoa; Chordata; Actinopteri; Carangiformes; Carangidae
Product: centriolin-like
Exons: 17
Coding region: 181-1968 (595 amino acids)
Source: RefSeq, a predicted model, not a curated record
CAAGAAGACUUUAACAGACAGGAGAAGCAGGAAGUUGAUACAGAGCUGUGCAGGCUGAGAGAGGCUCUGAGAGAGGCUGAGACGAGGGCAAAAACACAAGAAGAAGAGCGAAAUCAGGCACUCCAGCAACUCCAGACUUCAGAUGAGACACAGAGGACGCUGUUGAGUCAAAUAGAGGAGAUGAACCAGAGGCUCAGCCACACUGUAUCAAAUCACACUGAAGCGCAAGAGCAGCUGAGUGAAGCUAACAACAAAAUCAGCCAAGCAUGCCUGGAAAAAGCCAUCCUGUCAACUCAAGUGUUAAAGCUGGAGGAUAAUGUGAAGGAACUGAAGGCCAAACUGACAGGGGCUCUGUCUGACAAAGAUCAGCUGAUCCAGGAGAAGGUAGAUCUGCACCAGAGGACACAGGUCCUGGAGCUGCAUCUGGAGAGAACACAACCAGGUUCAAAGGAUCAGGAAACUGUUCUGAUGAAGGAAGAAUCAAAGGCCCUCAGAGAGGUCAAUGAAAAGCUGACAUGUGAGCUUGAAAUGAUCAAGCAGAAGGUAGAGAUCUCACAGUCUCAGCUACAGGAGCUAACAGCAGAGCAGGUCGUCAACAUCAAACAGAUCAGAGAUCUGGAGGCCGAACGCUCUGAUCUGAUCACACAAAAAGAGGAACUGCUGAGCAAAACUGAUGAAGGUGGUCAUGAGAUGAAGGAAAAGUGCUGCCAGCUAAGGGAAUCUGUGGAAGUUUUGGAACUAGAAAAACAGACACUGAAGGAUCAGUGUCAGUGUCUGGAGGCUGAGCUGCUUGACAAUGAGGAGAAGCUACACCUGCUGGAGGAAGAGUAUCGCAAACAAGAUGCAGUGAGAGUCCAACACAUUGAGGAACUCAAAGCUGUGGCCUCACACUGGACUGAGAAAUGGCAAAAGGUGGCUUUGACCCUGCAGUCUACACAAGAGGAGCUCGAGGAACUCAAGAAGAGCAACUCCAGAAAUGAAGGGCAAUGUGACUCCCUGCUCAGGGUUGAGCUUGACGCAUGUAAACAGGAGCUGGAGCUGGAAAGGAGCAGAAGUCAGGCGCUGCUUCAGAGAUACAAGGCUGCAGGUGGUGCAGCUGUGCGGACUAAGGGCAAAGAGACAGUGACAGACUUAUCAGAAUCCUCUUUGUUAUGGGAACCGACAUCAGACUCCCACAGCAGCCAAAAGAAAUCCCCUCAGGUUUGUAUACAAAGCAGUGAGGUUCAAAUGCUGAAGGAAAAACUGACAGAAAGAGAGAAGGAACUGAGGGAAAAGGAAGACGCUUUGAUGAGUUUAGAAAGGCUAAGAGAGACGGAAAAAACUGAAGCUCAAAUCCAGGUUUCUGCUCUGGAGCUCAAGCUCAGGAAAAAGGCCUCUGAAGUUAGUCAAGAAAGUGAGGGCCACACAAAUGUCUCAACUACUGACUCACUAAGGACCCAGCUAGAAGAGAGCAGGAAGAAGGCGAGCCAGCUGCAGCAGGAGAAGAUGCUAGCAGUCCAGAAGCUUCAAACGCGAAAGCAGCUGUACUCGGUUAAAGAUGAGAAACCACCUGUUGAAGGCAGGAAGGAUAAGACUGUCUGUCCGGUUAAUCUAGAGACAGACCAGCAGAGGAGAAUGGUCACUGAGCAGUUGAAGAGUUUGUUCAAAGAGCGAGAAGGAAAGGAGGUGGGAAAGGUUGACAACACACCAGCAGCUGCUCAAACUAGAACCUCCUCACCUCAAGACGGGAAUCCCACAUCUAAAGCUACUGCAGUGGACAGAUGGGGCUGGCAGCAGAGCUCGGGUCUGAUGCCAGUGUUUGAGGAGGACGAGGAAGGCAGUGACCAGGAAACCUGGCCUGGAGAGGAGGAGGAGGAGGAGGAGGAGGAAGAGCCAGCAGGAGAGGCUCAUAUUGAGGAAACCUCCACAAUCAGGGACACCAGGUUAGGAGUGCUUAAAUUACAGAAAGUAGAGGUGUUACCAGGUUGA